CAAUUUCCACCUGCUGAUUUAGAUAUUAAUUAAGAUCACAGAAGAAUGAAACACAGCCUCAAAUUCUUUUCUGGAAAUAGUUGCAGAACUGAAAUCAAAGAUGUUUAUAGAGAUAAAGGAAACAUUAUUAUUGUGAUAUGUAUAAUAAAUUAUUCUGUCAUAAUGAAUAAUUCAAUUAAACCAAAAGACCCAGAUACAAGAGAGAAACAAUAUUUCUGUGAUAUCUGUGGUAAAUCAUUCGCUUAUAAUAGUCAGUUGACUAGUCACAGACGUAUCCAUACAGGAGAAAAACCAUAUCACUGUGAUAUCUGUGGUAAAUCAUUCUCUCAAAAUAGCAUUUUAACUCAUCACAAACGUGUUCAUACAGGAGAGAAGCCUUAUUGUGACAUCUGUGGUAAAUCCUUUUCUGAACAUCGUUGUUUGACUAAUCAUAAACGUAUCUGUGGUAAAUCAUUCUCUGGAAGGAGUACCUUGACUGAACACAAACGUACACAUACAGGAGAAGAGCCGUUUCGUUGUGAUAUCUGUGGCAAAUCAUUUUCGUGUAGGAGUCCCUUGGCUCAACAUAAACGUACUCAUACAGAAGAAAAGCCACAUGAUCGUGAUAUCUGUGGUAGGUCCUUCUCUAAAAGGUGUAACUUGACUAAACACGAGUAUACACAUGCAAAAGUAAAGCCGUAUCUUUGUAACAUGUGGUAAAUCAUUCUCUUAUGGGUGCAACUUGAUUCAACACAUACAUACAUAUACUCUCACACUAUCCGCUCAGUCGAAGUCGACUCUCGGUUACUCGAUGAAUCAGUGUUUUCCAGUCAGUU
Octopus sinensis (East Asian common octopus) is the source of this 815-nucleotide messenger RNA. Its product is annotated as zinc finger protein 239-like. Gene Ontology annotation, molecular function: DNA-binding transcription factor activity, RNA polymerase II-specific; RNA polymerase II cis-regulatory region sequence-specific DNA binding. The coding region runs from base 46 to 699 and encodes 217 amino acids. Lineage: Eukaryota; Metazoa; Mollusca; Cephalopoda; Octopoda; Octopodidae. The transcript has 3 exons. The record is from RefSeq and is a predicted model, not a curated record. Gene Ontology annotation, biological process: regulation of transcription by RNA polymerase II.